Molecule: messenger RNA, 511 nt
Organism: Hymenoscyphus albidus
Lineage: Eukaryota; Fungi; Ascomycota; Leotiomycetes; Helotiales; Helotiaceae
Source: the annotation of a GenBank genome assembly
AUGGAGCGAGGGAAACAAAAUGGCAAUUACACUGCUAUCAGAGGACGUAUAACUAAAUCGAGAAGUCGAAGGUCUAGGAAAUCUGGCGUCUCCAGAAGGUCUCCAUCAAAUUCCAGAAAAUCUUUCUCCACGCAAUACUACGCCUGCUUUCGCAGCGGAGUCAAGCUCAGAGAGAUCAGGACCGUUGUUCACGGACUUGACGUUGUCGAUUGAUCUCGGAGCGGCUAACACUUGCGUAUCAGCUCUUUUGCAGGGUGAAGGUCAUGAGCCGACUCUCAACGAUAUCAUAAAGAUUGCCCAUUAUCCCGGCGAUGUUUACGGGAGUAAUCAGGUACCAACGAAAAUUUGGUAUCCGGAUAUUCCUAGGACGAAGGAGAUUUCGGGUGACCCAGAUCACGAAGAUCACCACUUGACUGAUGUAUCAGAUGAAGAGGAGAAGUCUGGUUGGUGGAAUGACCAGCGCCAGACAGCGCCUACGAACGCUGAAGGCAACAGACUAUACGACAUGUAA